AGAAUACAUUUUACAGACUGGCUAGCAGUCUGUGCUAAAUCGAUGUAGCUAUUUGUGUUGUUCCUUUAAACCUAGCUAUCGAUUAUUGCUGGUUUUAUUUUAUUUGCAUUCUGUAGCUGUUUGUCUGCGCGAGCGGACGACCGGCUCUUUAUUUUUUUGCAUGCUUUACGUUGCUUGUUGCUGAUGUUGUUAGCCAGAAAGCAGUUAGCUAAAUAGCUAGCUAGCUUCUGCAUUCAUCAUUUCGCUGGCCCAUACUUUCAAGAUGCCUCUGGGUUUGAAACCAUGUUGCGCUGUCUGCAAAACAAUCUCAUCGUCUAUGUGGAAAAAGGGAAACCAAGGAGAGAUCCUGUGCAAUAACUGCACGGGGAAGAGCACCAGCAGUGGAGCAUCUGGACCGUCGGCGUCCUCCAACACACAACAGAAUAAUGGCGGGGGCAAGCAGUCUAAACAAGAGAUCCACAGGAGAUCAGCACGGUUGAGGAGCACCAAGUACAAAGCCCCUGCCUCUGAGAAAAAGGUGUCUACCAAAGGAAAAGGAAGAAGACACAUAUUCAAACUAAAAAAUCCAAUCAAAGCACCCGAAUCUGUUUCCACGAUCAUCACAUCAGAAUCAGUCUUUUAUAAGGGUGUGUAUUAUCAGAUGGGAGACGUCAUCAAAGUGACAGACGAGGAUGAUGGGAGGCCGUACUAUGCACAGAUCAGAGGUUUCAUCCAGGACCAGUACUGUGAGAAGAGUGCCGCAUUGACUUGGUUGAUACCAACCCAGGCCAGUCCUAAGGACCUGUUUGAUCCUGCCACUUACAUUGUUGGUCCAGAGGAGGAUCUGCCCAGGAAGAUGGAGUACCUGGAGUUUGUGUGCCACGCCCCCUCGGAGUACUUCAAGUCCAGGAGCUGCCCCUACCCCACCAUUCCUAUCCGUCCAGAGAAAGGCUACAUCUGGACCCAUAUUGGACCCACGCCGGCCAUCGCUAUCAAAUAAUAAUUUGGCAACCGCAGUUAGCCGCUGGGCCAUUUACCAUGAAGAUAUUAACUUUGUCUGUUAGUUUGCUAACAGACGCAUGUACAUUUACGUAAUGUAAUGGAGACAAGUUGUAGACUGACUCAUUAGGGUGGCAGGUAGCUUCGCAGUAAGAGCAUUGGGCCGGUAACCAACAUGUCGCUAGUUCAAAUCCCCGAGCCGACAAGGUGAAAAAUCUCUCGAUGUGCCCUUGAGCAAGGCACUUAACCCUAAUUGCUCCAGGGUCGCUGUUGAUAAUGGCA
This is a messenger RNA of Coregonus clupeaformis (lake whitefish), 1260 nucleotides long. Its product is annotated as GATA zinc finger domain-containing protein 1. NCBI's taxonomy places the organism in Eukaryota, Metazoa, Chordata, Actinopteri, Salmoniformes, Salmonidae. The transcript is spliced from 5 exons. The record is from RefSeq and is a predicted model, not a curated record. Gene Ontology annotation, cellular component: nucleus. Gene Ontology annotation, molecular function: sequence-specific DNA binding; zinc ion binding. The coding region runs from base 263 to 979 and encodes 238 amino acids. Gene Ontology annotation, biological process: chromatin organization; regulation of DNA-templated transcription.